AUGUCGUAGCAUGGAGGAAUAAACACAGGUAGUAGGCCCUUAGUAAAAACUCGAUUAUGAACGAAAGAAUCUUAAAUCGAGUACAGCCUCUUCUGAUCGGAUAGGAUGGGUUUACAUGGACGAACAUUAUAUUAUUAGUCGACAUCAUUCAUGCGUAUUGCCAUUGCAUUGGGCAUGUUGGGGAAAAAUGUUGUACCUGACCAUGCUGACCGAGCCUGUCAUGGAAACCUUGGAAAUCCGUGCAAGUGAAGUUAGCUUCCAAUAUGUAAAAUAACUGGGAUUUUUACACAAGUCACGCAGCGACCCCAAUAAAAUGGAGCCUCUAAAAUCAUCAGACAAAUCUGGCAGGCAUAACCCACGUCGCAAUCACUCCCGUCAUAGGCACAGACAUGGUGAACGUGAGCCCAAAGACAAAAUGAGGGACACUUCAUAUGAUGGCAGGGACAGCAGGCAGUCACGUAGACGCAGGGCAGACAAAAAUGAUGAUUCUAGGUCCAGAACCGAGAAGCAUCCCAGCCGGGGUCGAAUGCCCGAUCGCCAAAAGGAUAAGAAAAGAGCCUAUCAUUCCUCCUCCUCAAGGUCGAGACACAGGAGCAGAGACGGAACUAGAGCUUCAUCCACAAGAAAGGGCCCUUCAAAAAGAAGUGAGACGAAACGUGGGAAGAAACGUGGGAAAAAACGCACAAGGAAAGGAAAGGUUUCCAAAGCUUGGAAUCUCUAUGGGUACACUGCCGAUGACAUUCCUGUGCCUGAGAAAUCAAGCAGGGAUGUUGAACAUUCCAGCAGACAAACUGAUCCAAAUGCAGAUGAAGGUUUGUCUAGAACUCACCAAUGGGAUGAAGAUAGGACUUUGAGACUGCAAGACUCUAGACACGAGUCUGGAAAUUGUUCUUCAAAAGAACACCUUGAAGUAGAGAAAUCUUCCAGGGACAACGAUGGCAUGUUUGACUGGAAGAGGCACAGACGGGAGCUGGAUGCAAUAUUUUUUAGGGAUGACAGUAUUAUCAAAAGGAAAUCCGAAGAUUACCAUGAUUUUUGGAAGUUUCUUGAGCGCUACCAAGCUUUUCAAUUCAAGCUGAGUGCCAGUCAGCCACAUCGAGACGAGAAUGAUGUUGAAGACAAGGAAAAAUCUGUCAAAUCUGCUGUUCUCGGAUUGCCGCUGAAAUAUGACAAGAGACAGCGAAUCAAUAUGACACUGAAGUUGAGAGGAGUGGAAGAAGCAGAAAGACGAUCAAAGUGGUUGACAAGCAAGAAAGAUGAUGAAGAUGAGUUAACCACUGAACGCAUCAAGGAAUUCAGCAAGGUGCUGUUGUAUUAUGUUGACUUCUCUCAAAAGCAGCAGUUUGCCAAGCUGAGCAAGCUACUUCACGACCGAGCCAACCUGCCCAUAGCCCGCUACCAGGACAUGAUCGUACAGGCAACCAGGGCCAACCAGGUCGUCAUCGUGGCUGGGGACACUGGCUGCGGAAAAUCCACACAGGUGCCACAAUACUUGAUGAAGGCUGGCUUUGACGGCAUAGCCUGCACCCAGCCUCGCCGUAUAGCUUGCAUAUCCCUUGCCAAACGGGUCGGCUACGAAACGCUACACGAGUACGGCAUGGAGGUGGGCUACCAGAUCAGGUUUGAGGCCAGCAAAAGUUCAUCUACCAAGAUUCUGUUUCUCACUGAGGGACUACUCCUUCGUCAGCUGAGCUUGGACCCCACCCUCCAGCAGUACAACGUCAUCAUCUUAGAUGAGGUGCACGAGCGUCAUCUCCACGGUGAUUUCCUCCUGGGGGUCCUCCGCUGCCUUUUAGAGCAGCGAGAGGACCUCAAGCUGGUCCUGAUGUCGGCCACUAUCAAUAUCGGCCUCUUCUCUAGCUACUUUGACAAGGCGCCGGUCAUCCAGGUUCCUGGGCGACUGUUCCCCAUCAAACUGGAAUAUGUUCCCAUAAGUAUAGAGGAGCAAAGCUCAAAGUCGGAGAAACUGGAUCCCCGCCCCUACUUGCGCAUAAUGCAGCAGAUUGACAUGAAGUACCCAGCUACGGAGAGAGGGGACCUGCUCAUUUUCCUGAGCGGUAUGUCCGAGAUAUCCAGCGUGACGGAGGCGGCGAAACUCUACGCGGCAAAGACGCAACGGUGGAUUGUGCUGGCCCUGCACAGCACGUUGUCUGUCGCUGAACAGGACAAGGUGUUUGACAUAGCCCCAGAAGGUGUUAGGAAAUGCAUCGUGUCAACCAACAUUGCAGAAACGUCAGUGACUAUUGACGGAAUUCGUUUCAUCACCGACUCGGGUAAAGUGAAGGAGAUGAGCUAUAAUGCAGAGGCCAAGAUGCAACAACUGCAAGAGUUUUGGAUCAGCAGAGCCAGCGCCGAACAGCGGAAAGGAAGAGCAGGACGUACUGGGCCCGGUGUUUGCUUUCGUCUCUAUGAGGAGUCUCAGUACAAUGAUUUCCAGGAGUACUCAACGCCUGAGAUCCACCGAGUCCCGCUGGACUCACUGAUUCUGCAGAUGAUGGCACUGGGACUCCAUGAUGCUAGAAAAUUUCCCUUCAUUGAGCCUCCCCCGGCGACAAGCAUCGAGAGUUCCAUCCUGUUUCUUAAGGAGCAAGGAGCCUUGACCAAGGAAGAAACCUUGACUCCCAUUGGCCGACUCCUUGCCGAUCUGCCCGUCGAUGUCGUCAUCGGCAAGAUGCUCAUCAUGGCAACCGUCUUCAAGAUGAUUGAGCCAGUGUUGUGUAUAGCAGCAGCUCUGAGCGUUCAGUCUCCGUUCACAAGCAGAGCGCACAGGGACUCAGAAGCAAUGACAGCACGGCGCCCCCUAGAGUCUGAUCAUGGUGAUCCCUUUACGUUGCUCAAUGCUUUCGAUGAGUGGAUUCAGGUCAAGGCCAAAGGUCAACCAUCACGCAAGUGGUGCAAGAGGCGAGGCCUAGAGGAGCAACGCUUUUACGAAAUGUCCAAGCUCAAACGUCAGUUUGAGGAUCUUCUCAGGGACCAUAAUCUUGUGGAGCGACUGAGUGACCCGUCAGAUAGACGGUACAGCAGUGCUGAGAGAUACAAAAGGAACUUGGAGAAAAAGAAGUUGAGGGAUCUCAAGAAAAAAGAACACAGUGGGCCCAAGAAACGUAAAUAUCUCCGCUUGGGCCAAGAGGACUUGGAUGCAAGUGAUGAGGAGGAGGAGCAGCCAGGAAGUGACCUGAAGAGCCUGGAGUUCAAACUGACCCACAACCUCAACCGCCUACAGACCACAGCAAGCCUGAAUCGCAGCUUCACACUGAGGGAGUUGAAUCUCUUGAAGGUGAUUCUGUGCAGUGGACUCUACCCACAGCUAGCUAUCGCCGAUGAUUGCAAUAGCUAUCGCAGAGAGUGCGACCAAGUAUUCCAUACCAAAGCCAAAGGGUUUGUACUACUCCAUCCUACCGGUGUGUUUGCCAACAAUCCGUCCGCUCUUGAGCCGCCAGAGGAGAAGGACGAAGCUGGCAAUUCCAGUUCCAGAGGGGUGAGAAGCAGCAGACACCAGCUGAUUGCCUACGUAUCAUUGCUGGAGACAAACAAGCCAUACCUUGUCAACACUAUGAGGGUACCAGCUUUACAAACUGUCCUGCUGUAUGCAAACUGUCUGGACACCAACCAAGCAUGCACAAGAAUCGUAGUUGAUGAGUGGAUUGAGUUCACCAUCGAUGACGCUGACACGGCGGAGCACGUAAUGUCAGGGGUGAUUCAGCUGAGAGCUGCCUGGCUCCAACUGCUGGAAAUGAGAUUACAAGAUACCAACCGGUCUCAUCAAGAUGACAUCACCGAUGCCAGUAACCUGAGGGUCCUUCACCAGGAGAGACUAUUGUCCAGCAAGUUGGCCGAGUUCCUGGACUGCCAUGUCGAGUACACCAUGCGCAAGCUGGGCUCCACUGAACUACAAAACCUGUACAUUGGCCCAAACAAAGGGCAAGGAAGCCAAGAUGCCUUUUUCACAUCUCAGAGCAAGGACGGUAGACCCCAUCCAACAAAAGGAGGAACACAGGUCAAUGACUACCUGACAUACGGCUGUUUAUACAACGUUGCCAGCGAUCCUCUGGGCGAGUACAGCUCAGUCGUCCGUCGUCACUGGACUUGUCCCCAUUGCACCGAGACCUUGAUCAUCACGACUCUCGAGAAACUGCAGCACGAGGCAGAAUGCCUGCAACACUCUCAAGGUGCCAAAGACGAAGCACAAGUUGCUGCAGAGAAGACCCUGAGUAACCAUGGCAACAGCAGUGGCAUGGCAACACUGAGGCGGCAGUAUCAGUGUCCCACCUGCAAUGAAGAGUUCUCCUUCACAUCAUCGGAGAUUCUGAAACACAAGAGGAUGCAUGCAAAAGAAACAACAGCUGAUGAAUAACACGUCUCAAAUCAAAAUACCAUAGGUCACUAACUAUCUGAUCGUAAUGUGAAAUUUGGAUUCCCCCAACAACAAAAUAGAUUCCUACAUGUACAGGGUGGUUCCAAAAAAAAAAGGAUAUCCACUUCUGACAGCAAUUUUCACCUACUUAGUUAACUUAUUUCAAUCGUUUCUUCAUAGUAGUAAAGUAUAGCCCUUUGACCAUGCAUGCUUGAAAAAGCUCAGUAUGCUAAUUUGAAUACAAGUCACCAAAAUCAGUCUUGUCCACAUGUUAUUGUAUGUAUUAAAUUGGGUGUUUUUGUAGUUCACAAAAUUUAAAAACCUUGCCAAAAAAAUGUUUUGACCUGGUAACUUUUAUUGAGGCUGUCCGAUUAUUCAUCUAACCAAGGAGUUUUUGGCUUAAGUUCAUGUUUCAUAACAUUACAUAACAAUAAAGAAAAAGAAGUAAAACCAACAAUCCUUGUUUGCAGCAUGCUAAUAUUUUGUCUUCAAAUCAAGCUCCGGUAGCUGAGCUUGGUCAAUCGGAUGGAAUGUAUACCUCCAUGGACAUACAGGUUUCGCACAUGACUCAAACUACCAUAGCUCAGGGACAAAACAUGCAAUAGCAACAAGUUUUUCGUCACUUCUGCAAAAAGGCCAGUACUUUAAUAGCUUCUAAUCCAAAGUUUAGAGUAAUUUAAUAUGUUUCAAAUAAUUAGGUGAAAAUUGCUGUCAAAGGUGAAUAUCCUUUAUUUUGAACCAUCCCAUAGUUUAUCAGUGCAAAAUACAAAAAAAAGUAUGGGGAAACAAUACAUAGGUGAGGAGCGUUGGUUAUUAACAGAUCCCAAUAGGUCAUCAUGAUCUGUCAACUUGCAGAUUGUCUCGGCCACAAGUCACAUUGCCUGAAAUAAGAUUUUUUAACCAUAAUAAAAUUGUCAUAAUUCUUGUCCAUUGA
This is a messenger RNA of Patiria miniata (bat star), 5288 nucleotides long. Its product is annotated as probable ATP-dependent RNA helicase DHX34. NCBI's taxonomy places the organism in Eukaryota, Metazoa, Echinodermata, Asteroidea, Valvatida, Asterinidae. The coding region runs from base 314 to 4354 and encodes 1346 amino acids. Gene Ontology annotation, biological process: nuclear-transcribed mRNA catabolic process, nonsense-mediated decay. Gene Ontology annotation, molecular function: ATP binding; RNA binding. Gene Ontology annotation, cellular component: intracellular anatomical structure. The transcript is spliced from 27 exons. The record is from RefSeq and is a predicted model, not a curated record.